Molecule: messenger RNA, 1110 nt
Organism: Mycena indigotica
Lineage: Eukaryota; Fungi; Basidiomycota; Agaricomycetes; Agaricales; Mycenaceae
Product: F-box domain-containing protein
Exons: 6
Coding region: 1-1110 (369 amino acids)
Source: RefSeq, a predicted model, not a curated record
AUGGUGCUCCAGACUUCUCCUACCAGUGGUCAAUUAUUACACUUCAAUGCAAGCUCCGAGUCCGAACCGCCUGAGAUGCCGUCAUUGAAUCCGUUUUUUGUGCCAAUGCAACGCGCUUCCGUCGAAAUUCAAGCCAAGAUCUGGUCUCAAAUCCUGUACUUCGCCAUGUGCUGCCCACAACGCGAAGAGAACGCAAUUACCGGUCGUUUGUGGCCCAACCGAAUAACUGGUCCUAGGCUCCCUAUGCUUCUUGUCUCCAAGACCUUCCUUAAACUUGGUCUUCCCCAUUUUCACGCUCAUAUCUGGCUUCGUUCUGUUUCCAAGGAAGCUCUAUACACUGCACUCCAAUCAGGCACACUGAAACCUAUGCAAACAUUCACGACUAGAGUCGAGAUUCCCAUGAGCACCGUCAUUGCUAUCGCUCAGCAUUCUGGAAACUGUCUUGCCGUCAUGCGCCUUGCAAUUCAAGACCAACCUCUUUCCCAGCCAGAGUCGACCCGGGUCUUCUCUGAAUUCUCGACGAUCAAACGCUUACAUUGGAAGGGCGUGGUUCCAUUCAACUUGGAACCGAAUGCUCGCUGUCCCCCUGACUCUCUGUCGAAACUAGAGUUCUUGAGCAUGAAGCAAAUGGACCCGAGCCUUGUCACCAUCCUCGCCGGUCUUGCCUUGCCCGCUAUCCGUGUUCUGCGGUGUGCGCCACCUUCAAACUCCCGCCCAGGCUGCCCACUUGAAUGGGAGCCAUUGUUGAGAGCCCAUGGGAAGAAACUCUCUGAAGUACAGCUGACUGUCGGGGUGCUUGGUGAAAUUUGCGAGCAACUUAUCCUACUUGAUCUCUGUCCCAACCUUACCAGUCUGGAAAUCAUUACAUACAGGGCGACACAUUUGGCUGCCCCGCCGUCAACUACCAUAUUCACUGCACAACACCCUCGCCUUUCUCUAACAAAGCUCAAGUGUACCAUUCCCAAUUGGCCACAAAAACGCACUGCUGGCGCCGAGAUCAUGCUCCGAUGGGGUGUUUUUCUGUCAGCUUUCGACCUAGGCACUGCGACUCGGGCAUCGGUCCCUAACCUCCGCGAGAUUUCAUGUUGCCAAUGGCCAAUUCACGAGUAG